Molecule: messenger RNA, 2052 nt
Organism: Pteropus alecto (black flying fox)
Lineage: Eukaryota; Metazoa; Chordata; Mammalia; Chiroptera; Pteropodidae
Gene: REDIC1
Product: chromosome unknown C12orf40 homolog
Exons: 14
Coding region: 1-2052 (683 amino acids)
Source: RefSeq, a predicted model, not a curated record
AUGGAAGAAUUAGGAAAGAUUACCAAGAGUGGAGAUGUGUCAGUAGAGACCAAGACCAAGAUCAUCUACAAUCUCAUAUCCUCAGUUACUAUGUACAGAUGUAAAAAAUGUACCAGAUUCUGUGCUCAGCGAGCUCAAAAUGGUCAGUUAAGACGUAGCUACUGGAAAUAUGUUAAAGAACAGGUUUGGACCAGGGUUCUGAUCAAACAGGAAAAGAGAAAGCAAAAGGAAUAUUUUGAAAAGAAAAGUUUAAAAUCAAAAAUGAAAUUACUGGAAGUUCUAUCCCCUGUCAAAAAUUCCACUGUCAGUUUAGACCUCCUUAAUCUAUAUGUAGUAAAUCAGAUCUCUUGCCAGAAGAAAACACCUGAAACUGUGAGAAAACCAAUUCAUGUAAAUAUGAAGAGAGACAUAAAAAUGCCUCUAAGAAAGCAUAAUUUAGAACUUCCAAUGUCGCCUCCCUGUGUACCGUCUAACCUCUGCAUUGAUGAUAUAGAAAACAAUAUACAGUAUGAAAGACUAGGCAACAAGGAAGAACUUGGCCCGGUGCAGUCAUCACAAGUCAUGGACUCAUAUAGAAUGUUUGAACCUCAGUUCAACAGAAUAGAAAACUGCAGUUUCACUUCACCAUCUUUUUCAGCAGAAUUAUCUUCCAACAGACAUAUUACAAAACAAAAUUUCAUUCCCAGAAUAGCACCCAGUCCUCAGAAAGUUGCAUAUGAAAAACUGAAGGAGCAGCUCAGUAAUGUUAAUUGUUCUAAUUCUUUGGUUUCUGAAUUAAAUGAAAAUCAAGAUGCUCUCAGUUCAUCAUAUAAAACAGCACAAUUUGGAACAUUAUUCAAAAGAUUAAACAGUCCAGGAAAUAGGAAUUUUCUCACUGGAAGAUGUGCAGUAGUUAUGGGUGAAGAUUUUGGAAGCACAGAUGAGAGAAGACAGUCAGACUCCAUUAAUGAAAAACAAUCAGUACAAGAUAUUUGGGGAGAAAAUAGAAAAGAAGUUUCAAAUUUUCUUGAAGAUAUGAACCAGCCAACCUCCAGCCUUCUACCAGAGAAAAUGGACCCUCUUAUUAAUGAAAAUUUGAUCAAUUUAUUAAGCAUGGAUCAACAGAAGAUAAAGAAAACAUUUGACAAGUGUGGUUAUGAAAGGAUGGGAGAUAUCUGUGCAGUCACUAGCUCUGAUAAAAACCAUUCCACUGGUAGAUGCAUUAGAAGUAUUUUUACAGAUCCAGAGUUGACCUUUAGUAAUUUUAACUUUAAUACAGGUUAUCCGGAAAAGUGCCAACCAAACAAGAACUAUCAGAAAGAGUACAGCAAUGAUGAAAGAAACAAUCUUAGUACAUAUUUUGAGAAGGAUUGUUAUCCACCCAGCUCUGAAAAAAAAGGAAAAUUUGAAAUGGAUUACCAAGAGAAGACACCACAGAUAGAAAUCCGGAAAUAUCCAGUGAACCAUACGGGUAAUAUCCCUUUGGAAGAAUUGCAUUCUAAGCAAUCAUGGAACUUUGGACUUGGCGAGAAUCUGGUGGAAGGAGGAGGACUGUGUUCUUUAAAAGGCACACCAACAUCUACAAAGAAAAUCUAUCUUGAUUCUUCACAGAGUAGUCAGACCACCAGUUACUCUCCAAGGCCAACAGAUAGUUGUUUCAGUUCUAGUUCGGAAAUGCCAUCUGAAGAUGAAGAUCAAAUAUUGCAGCAAAUUGAAGAUUCAAAUAGGAGACCCAUCAAAACUGAAGAAACAACUAAUAAUUUUUAUUUAGAAAGAAUUGCAAAACAUCCACAUAAUAGAAUUAUUAAAAACAGUGUUGAAAUCCAUAAACAAAAGAGUUUUCCCAAGUUCUCAAUGAAAAAUAAUACUGAUGAGCUUGCACAGUCUCAGUGUAAUUCAACACACACAUUACAAAAUAAAACCAGUAAUAACUGCAUACUAGAGGUUAUAAAAUGUGAAGCAUGGGUGCAAACAGAGAGUGAACCUGUAAUGGAAGAAAAAUUAGAUGCUGCCAUACAGUGUGAUAUAAUUUCAAAAUGUAAAUGUAGAAGUGAUGUGUCUUUGUAUUGUUGA